Verticillium alfalfae VaMs.102 is the source of this 861-nucleotide messenger RNA. RefSeq names its product PH domain-containing protein. The transcript has a single exon. The coding region runs from base 1 to 861 and encodes 286 amino acids. The record is from RefSeq and is a predicted model, not a curated record. Lineage: Eukaryota; Fungi; Ascomycota; Sordariomycetes; Glomerellales; Plectosphaerellaceae.
AUGUUCGAGCACUCGACGCUGCAGGAGGCUUACACGGGUGCCCUCAUCGCUGGCAAAGGCAAGACGCUCAACAACAUCAACAUUGUCAUGGAACGAUCCAAAUUCAAGACGGAGGAAUGGGUGCGAGUUCGUUUUGGCGCAGGCGUGCCGUGGAGGCGUUGCUGGUGCGUCAUCUCGCCGCCAGACGAGAAGGAGUACCAAAAGGCACAGAAGGAGAUGAAGAAAAAGUCGCCCUACGAGCGUUCCGGACCGCCCAUUCUCAAGGGAGACAUCAAGUUCUAUGACACCAAGGUCGAGGGUAAAAAGCAGAAGAAGGCUAAGCCGAUUGCCUCCAUCUCCGAUUCGUACUCCGCCUACGCCAUCUAUCCCCAGGCCAAGUCGCUCAUUGAUGCCUCGACACUUCUCAAGAUUGAAGGCAACAUUACAAUUCACUCGGACCCGCCUUCGUCGACCGAAGGCUUCGUCUUCAUCAUGCCUGAGGUGCAUCCCAUGGUCAGUGGCUUCGAGAUGCUGCUUCGCUUCCUGUUCCCUACGUGGGACACGUUCGCCCUCUAUGGUCGUCCAGGCAGGCUGGUUGCUAGCGUGCUAGACCCCAGAUCGCUCAUGUUCGCCAUGCCAAAGCACCGUCGAUACGGCUAUCUCGAGAUCCUUGACGUCACUGGCCUUAUUCUUAAGGACGGCAGCUCUGGAUGGUCCGAGAGCCAGUGGCGCAAGCAGCUCAAGGAACUCACCGGAACACGCAUGAACACGAUUGAGGACACCCCGUCCCCUCGCGGCCACAGCCGUGCUGGCAGCCGAAGAAGCAACCGCCUGAGUGGCGGCGUGCCUCAGCCGAGAGCCCGUGUCGGCUUUCGCGGAUGA